Cyphellophora europaea CBS 101466 is the source of this 1554-nucleotide messenger RNA. RefSeq lists its product as uncharacterized. The record is from RefSeq and is a predicted model, not a curated record. Gene Ontology annotation, molecular function: flavin adenine dinucleotide binding; tRNA dihydrouridine synthase activity. Gene Ontology annotation, biological process: tRNA processing. Lineage: Eukaryota; Fungi; Ascomycota; Eurotiomycetes; Chaetothyriales; Cyphellophoraceae. The transcript is spliced from 2 exons. The coding region runs from base 1 to 1554 and encodes 517 amino acids.
AUGGCUACAACGCAGACGAAGAAACUUCAUGGGCGAGCAUUUUACGAGAGCAUAGGAAGUCCAAAAAUGAUUUUGGCCCCUAUGGUGGAUCGAUCCGAGUUUGCCUGGCGCAUGCUGAGUCGAUCAUAUCUACCGAAGGAGUCCUCGAAAGACCUGUUGGCAUACAGUCCCAUGCUGCAUGCGCGCCUAUUUCAGGAAGGAGCGAAAUUCCGAGACGAGCACUUCCAGCCUACGCGAAGCAGCCUCAUUUUGAAAGAGCCUUCAGACGAACCUCGAUGGCUGGAUGGUAACCCCGAGAUCGAUCGGCCAUUAUUCGUACAAUUCUGCGCAAACAAACCGGAACAGUUCCUAGAAGCAGCAGAGUAUGCAGCACCUUAUUGCGACGCGGUCGACCUGAACUUGGGCUGUCCGCAGGGCAUUGCAAGAAGCGGCCAAUACGGUGCCUUUUUGCAGGAAGAUUGGGACACCAUAUCCGCGCUGAUCAAGAGACUACACCAAAACUUGUCAGUCCCAGUGACUGCGAAGAUGAGAAUACUGGAAACAAAGGAAAAGACCCUUGACUAUGCCAAGAUGAUUCUGUCUGCUGGUGCCAGCAUACUUACAGUACACGGCCGAAGAAGGGAGCAGAAGGGCCACAACACCGGUCUGGCUGACUGGUCAAUACUCCGGUAUCUACGGGAAAACCUGCCACCGGAAACAGUACUUUUCGCCAAUGGCAACAUCCUUAAUCAUGACGAUCUAAAGACCUGCUUAGAAGCCACAGGAUUCGAUGGCGUUAUGAGCGCGGAGGCGAACCUGGCGGACCCAACUGUCUUCGCGGGUCCUCCCUCAGAUCCGGACAGCCGAGAAUAUUGGCAAGGCGCUGAUGGAAAGGGCGGAUACAGGAUCGAUGGCGUCUUCCGCCGAUACUUGGAUAUCAUUUACCGCUAUGUUUUGGAGCAGGAGCCGCCUCAAAGGGCGCCACUGUAUCUGCCGGGUGAUGACACCCCUGAGAUCCAGGUACCAGAGCUUCAAGAGUCCACCGAACAACAAGGGAAGUCGAAGAAACGAAAACGAGAUCGUGGAGUUGCUGCAUCCCCUAAUCUGCGACCAAUGCAGGGUCAUCUGUUCGGCAUGCUCAGAUCUGUCGUCUCGGUCAAUACGGACAUCAGGGACGCUCUAGCAAAGUGCAGAGUGGGCGAGAUGGCCAAUUUCGAACGAGUCCUUUUGAUCCUCGAGAAGGCCGUGCGCAAGGCUCUGGACGAAGAAGCUGCGGAACCCGAGAAAGAAACAGCUGCUCCUUCUGAGUACGCUCAGAGCGAGGAGACUCUGACUGCCACCCAGAAGACACUGGCGAAGUAUGGUCGCCCUUGGUGGGUAUGCCAACCGCACGUGCGGCCAUCACCCGAAGAGGCACUGGCGAAAGGUUCUUUGAAACUCAGGAAGAAAGCAGCAGCUGAAGCGGAGAGUGAAAAGCGAUUGAAGCAAUCGGAUGAGCCUUUGCAUCGCGAAGAGAAGCCUGAAGUGGUCGACACUGUGAAUCAGGUUCCGAAAGCUGCUGUAGUGUGCGGGUGA